Cebus imitator (Panamanian white-faced capuchin) is the source of this 1421-nucleotide messenger RNA. It is a transcript of the gene RRP36, whose product is annotated as ribosomal RNA processing 36. Gene Ontology annotation, cellular component: nucleolus; 90S preribosome. The coding region runs from base 405 to 1046 and encodes 213 amino acids. Lineage: Eukaryota; Metazoa; Chordata; Mammalia; Primates; Cebidae. Gene Ontology annotation, biological process: maturation of SSU-rRNA from tricistronic rRNA transcript (SSU-rRNA, 5.8S rRNA, LSU-rRNA). The record is from RefSeq and is a predicted model, not a curated record. The transcript is spliced from 7 exons.
ACAAAGGCUUGAAGGAGCUGAGGGGAGAGCUGUACAUAGGUCUGGGGGUAGUGUAGCAAGCAGAGACAGCAUCAUAGGCAGAGGAACUGAGGUGGGAACGUACUGCUAGGAGACCCGUUGACGAGUGAGAAGGAGGUGAGUAGAUGAGUUACAUUAUGGGCCAUGUCACUUGGGUGCUUUCAGGCUGUUGUAAGGUACAUGGAUUUUACUGCGGCAAGAUGGAACCCAUUGAGGACUUUUGCUUAUAGGAGUAACCUGUUCUGAAGUUUAUAUGGGGGAGUGGCAAGAUCCGAUUUUAUUUUUGAUGCGUGUCUCAGGCUGAAUUGGGGCGCAUAGCUUUGAGAGGAGUGAGACUGCAGGUUGGGAGACUAGGAGGCUAGAGCAGUGAUUGAGGCACAUCUAACAUGUCAUUUGAGGAACUGUUGGAAUUGCAGAGCCAAGUGGGGACUAAGGCAUACAAACAAUUGGUAGCUGGAAACAGCCCUAAGAAGCACAGUCCUAGACCACCUAUUCAAAAUGCACGUGUUGCAGAUAAGCACAGGCCUCUGGAAAUGUCAGCCAAGAUCCGAGUACCAUUUUUACGUCAGGUUGUUCCCAUCAGUAAAAAGGUAGCCCGGGACCCUCGCUUUGAUGAUCUGUCAGGUGAAUAUAAUCCUGAGGUGUUUGACAAAACAUAUCAAUUCUUGAAUGACAUCCGAGCGAAAGAGAAAGAGCUUGUGAAAAAGCAGUUGAAGAAGCACCGUUCAGGAGAGGAGCAUGAGAAACUGCAGCAACUGCUUCACCGAAUGGACCAGCAAGAAAUGGCACAGCAGGAACGAAAGCAACAGCAGGAGCUGCACCUGGCCCUGAAGCAGGAACGUCGGGCUCAGGCCCAACAGGGCCAUCGGCCAUACUUCCUGAAGAAAUCUGAGCAGCGCCAGUUGGCACUAGCUGAGAAGUUCAAGGAGCUGAAACGCAGCAAGAAACUGGAGAGCUUCUUGAGUCGCAAGAGGCGACGAAAUGCAGGCAAGGACAGGAAACAUCUCCCUUUGAGCAAAGAACAAUAAGGAACUAUCCGCUGCUCUGCCACUGCCCCAGGGAGACACGGAUCUGUGAGGACAGAUUUGGCCUCAGCUCCUUUAUGUUCAAGGGCAAGGAUCACAGCUGCCCUUGAUUUUCAUUGCCUCAGAGAAAACUAAAGGCCUCUUGGACGGCUCCUAGGGCUAGACAAGAAGAAUAGUUCAGCCUUCUGCCAUGCCAUGUGGCCUCAGCUUGGAUCUGGUUCAUUGUGUCCUUGUGUUCUUUCAUCCUUACCUUAAAACAGGGAUUCUGAUCCCGAAGAAGAGGGACCAGUGAAGACUAUGGCGGUCUGUCCAUGACUCUCAGGGCUAGGACAUUAUGUAGGAGCCACUUCAUAAACAUUCUCGUUACUCAUCUUUUUA